Molecule: messenger RNA, 2274 nt
Organism: Phialemonium atrogriseum
Lineage: Eukaryota; Fungi; Ascomycota; Sordariomycetes; Cephalothecales; Cephalothecaceae
Product: Arabinanase/levansucrase/invertase
Exons: 6
Coding region: 135-1823 (562 amino acids)
Biological process (GO): carbohydrate metabolic process
Molecular function (GO): hydrolase activity, hydrolyzing O-glycosyl compounds
Source: RefSeq, a predicted model, not a curated record
GGGGAGGCAAUCCCGACAAUCCCGACAACUCGAAUCUACUGAACGGGACAUGAUGCCCUGUCUGUCGCAUUGGUAAAAAUUCCACGUGUAGAUUAUCAUACGAGCGUGAGCUUUACGUUGUAUUUGCGUCACAAAUGCCGGACUUGAAUUUAACCCCGGGACCCCCACCCACCUUCCAGAACCCGGUCCUGCGCGGGUUCAACCCGGACCCCACUAUUUGCGUGGUGCCCGCAACGGCCGAGAGCCCUACGACCUAUUUUCUCAGCACCUCGACUUUCGAGUAUUUCCCGGGCUGUGCCAUUUACACGUCCACGGACCUUCUCAAUUGGAAGCUGAUUGGCCAUGCCCUCAACCGCAAGUCUCAGAUUGACCUUAGGACGCCCGAGCCGGGGGCCGGGAGCUGGGCGAGCACGCUGAGGUACCGCCCAGAUGAGAAGCGCUUCUACCUUGCGAACGGAAUCUUCCACCGAUACAGGCCCGCUUCCGAUGAACGGAUAUUUCCCCGUGGAUUCUACGUCUACACGGACAACAUAUGGGACGACAAUGCGUGGUCAGACCCAAUAUUCUUUGACAACCCCGGCUUCGACCAGGAUCUGUUCUGGGACGACCGGACAUCCAAGGUCUACUUGUCCACAACCCACCGGCUUGCCAUCCGGCCCCCAGGCUCGACACAGAAGGACUUCGCAAUCCACAUCUCGGAAAUCGAUCUCGCAUCCGGUCGGACGCUGACGCCACCCACUCUGAUCCGCACUUCCCCGCACGGCAUCGCCGAGGGUUCCCACAUCAUCAAGCGCGGGGAGUGGUAUUACCUGUUCACGGCCGAAGGCGGCACCGAAGCCGGGCACCAGGAGUGGGUGUUCCGGAGCCGGGAAGGGCCGUUGGGGCCGUGGGAGGGAACGGGACGGCCAUUGUGGUACAACGGGCCGGACGAGGAGGUGCAGAGGACGGGACAUGCCGAUGUCUUUGAGGAUGGGAAUGGAGAUUGGUGGGCUGUCCUCCUGGGUGUAAGGCCCGUGAGGGAUGGGGUGAAGUGGCUCGAACCUCAACUAGGUAGGGAGACCUUCCUCGUCAAAGUUGACUGGGCGGACGACUGGCCGGUCUUCAACGAAGGGAAGAACAUCGCCCUCCUCACGCCUGGGAGAGACCACGUCCAGGAGGCCCAGGGAAUCCAGCCAAGAGUCCAAGGCACGUUGGUAUGGAGAGCGGCCCUGAACCAGCCCGACUUGGAACUAGGAUGGUAUCAGAAAAACACGCCGAUUAAGAGGUCGUACACCCUCACCGAGCGUCCCGGAUAUCUGCGGCUCUACGGUGGAUGCUAUGACCUAUCCAGCCCAGAGGCUCCCUCGAUGCUCCUUCGGAAGCAGCUGUCGCACAACGAGUGUUUCCAGGCAAAGAUGAUGUUCAAGCCCGAAAAGUCGGGAUACGAGGCCGGCAUGGUUCUCUGGUGGAACCAGUUCUCAUACUCGACUAUCGGCAUCACGAAAGUUGACGGCCCGCUUGGCACCGGGCCGGUAUCUAUCACAUGCCGGUCCCCGACAGGCCGGGCCGGGGAGCUGAAUCUCUCGCAAACUCCCUUGGGACCGGCUGUCGACGGCCAAGUCAUCGAGCUUGCAAUUACGUGCCGACCAACAAGCUACACGUUGAGCAUUGGAGCCGGGGCGGUUCAGCACAACUUCGGAGUGUCUACUGCAGACUUGACUGUCCUUCCGCCGGUUGGAGGGGCCUUCGCAGGAGCCAUGUAUGGAGUCUACUCGUUCGGUAAAGGAGAGCCGGUGUUGGAUCCGGUCGAUUUCACCGAUAUCCUGGUUACGAAGACUGGGUGAAUGUGGGCAGUCAAGGUGGUUGGUUGGCUGUCCAGGAGAGAUACCACCACGCAAUAUAAUAUAAGUUCCAUAGUGGCAGCCACCGAAUGGUCGCGAACAUUUUGGCCGCCUACCUUAGGUAGGUAGGUAUGUUCUCUGUAUUUUCAACUCGGGUUACCCGUUUCAGCAAGUUCGGGGCAGAUGCCAUAAGCCGACUCGAACAAGUUAGGACAGUGUUCGGGGAAGAGAAGGAGAGGGCCGGACGCUGCCCUAGACAAAUCCUUUCCCCUCCGCACCCGCAGCGGCAAGUGGCGCUAGGCUGGCUGCGCCUUCCUUUCCAAGCCCGCGCCUCCUAUUCGGGCGGCCCCCCUUUUUAUGGUUACACCCGCGUCUCCUUCUCCUCACGCUUCAAGAAUUGUGCUUCCUCCCGAGUUUUAAGCGAUAGUUAAGUGUCUCUCGCUAACAUAGAGCC